Messenger RNA from Aspergillus aculeatus ATCC 16872, 1585 nucleotides. RefSeq lists its product as uncharacterized. The transcript has 3 exons. Bases 1 to 1218 code for a protein of 405 amino acids. NCBI's taxonomy places the organism in Eukaryota, Fungi, Ascomycota, Eurotiomycetes, Eurotiales, Aspergillaceae. The record is from RefSeq and is a predicted model, not a curated record.
AUGCGGCUUCGCAAACUUAUGUCGCCCUUUUUAGCCAAUGAUCCUAGGAUUCACAACGCGUUUGAAGACAAACAGAAGCAUCAGCUCUGCGAACUGCCUACAGAACUGAUGGACCUAAUCGCUUCCUUCAUGGACAAGCCUGCUUUGUGCGCGUUGCGCUUGACAUGCUCGACCCUCGAACGCGCAACCAAGUAUCAAUUCGGACGGAUUGGGCUUCACACGCUACACACAGACCUAUCAAAGUUAAGUCUGCUUGCCAUGGAUGAACUCGCCGAGACCUGUGGCUUGAACCAGCAUGUCAGGAAGAUAUCCAUCGGCAGCGCUGCUGGGAGCACUUUGGGCUACGGGUUCAUAUGGUACCGUGACAUCUUGGAGAAUGAGUAUCUCAACUUCCUCCAUUCUUCCAAUGGUUUCUUGAAAUUGAGGGCUGUCUUGAAGAAGUUCCCGAAUUGCCAUUCGUUCCAUAUCUCGUUGUCCAAUCAGCCCGAAUCGGGUACCUGGUCCGACUGUCUCAGUCCCAGUGAUGCAGUGACACUCGUGCUGCAUCUCAUCCCGUGCAUGACAAGACCCGUCGAGUCAUUCAGCUGCUCCUACCCGGACUUUGACAAACAUUCGGCAGGGAUCAUCGACCCCAGGAGAUUCUGCCCCCACACCUUUCAUGUUGUUCGCUUCAGCCUUUGCUGGUCCACCAUUACCGAGCUGUGCCUACUUGCGCAGGUGGAAGACGCUCUUCUGGCUGACUUCGUUCACGAGCUCAUCGACCAGGCGCCCAACCUGAAGAAACUAGAAUUGGACUGUGGUGGAGGCGAAGGAGUCGACGCCUUGUUCCAACGUCUGGGACAAGAGGGUAAUAACAUGAAGCUGGAGGUGCUCAAAUUGUCAGGCGUGGUGGACAUCUCGAGCCAGGACCUGCAGAGCUUCCUUCUCACCAACAGAAACUCUCUGCGCAUCCUGGACUUGAGAACUGUUCGCUUUGCCGCUGGGCUCUGGCAGACGGUCCUGGAGAGUCUGCUGCACGAGUUCCGGGACUUGGAAGAGCUGACCUUGCUUUGGAUCGCUGAUAGCACCACCGGCAGAUAUCCGAUCCAUUGGGUCCACGACAACGUCAGGGACGUACGAGGUCGCCAUGGCUGCAUUCGUAUUACCUACUCAGGUCUCCCUGUACACAAUGCUCUAUACUCACUUCUGGCACGAUAUCAAAUCCAGCCUCCGCAGUAGCCGUCAGUUGAAGGGGCUCAGUGAGUGCUUCUAUGGCAGUCCCAGGGUGGUAUGACACGUGAACUGGUUCCCCCAUCCAGCAGGAGAAUACGUUGUUGGCGCUGUGUUGUGCUAUCUGAGGUCCAAGAGAGGCUUUAGAUUCUCGAGAUAGUCUAUUUGUCACUAAGAGAUCUGGAUUAGAGACACUGUUAGCUUGGGGUCAUCGCUGCCUGUGGGAAGGUGGGUUGUCUUGCACCAAAUUCAUCAUGAUAAUUCAAUUCGCAUCGUAUCUCCUUUCUUUGAAUAACCGGACUGUAAGUGAUAUAGAAUGCGUUUGAUGCUUUUGCUAGAAGAAAGUAGGGAGUAAUCGUGAUUACGUGGUUGUCUA